CACCACCUCGUUGUUCCUCCCACUUCCACUCCUUCUCCUCUUCUCCCUCAGCACCAUUCAUCAUCAUCUUCGGUAGGCCCUCCCCCCCCUCUCUCCUCUGUUUUUGCCAGCCUUAUCACCAGAAUUCUUGCUCGUCGCCCAUUUGGUCCGUGACUUUAACGAAGAAACCCAAUUUUCCCUUUUAUCCCACCCGACCGAGAAAAGUGUCACGUCGCUCUCACCUGACCUCUCCACCCACUUCCAUCACCACCACUACUACCACUACCACCAAACCACCACCACUAUUCCCAAGACCUCCACCGCACAAAUUCCACGAAUCUUACCGAACGUACAUCUCUGACAAGUCUUCUUUGAUUUUCGCUUCUAGGUUCAGGUUCGAACGACCACUCAAUUACCUUCACAAUGGAUCAGGCAAAGUUGGCUCGGAUGCAGGCUAGCGUGCGGAUUGGAGGCAAGGGUACUCCCCGCCGCAAGGUCAAGAAGGUCCACAAGUCCUCCGGUGCCGAUGACAAGAAGCUCCAGGCCACCCUGAAGAAGAUGAACGUCCAGCCCAUCCAGGCCAUCGAGGAGGUCAACAUGUUCAAGGAGGACGGCAACGUCAUCCACUUCGGUGCCCCCAAGGUCCACGCCUCCGUCCCCUCCAACACCUUCGCCCUCUACGGUAACGGCGAGGAGAAGGAGCUCACCGAGCUCGUCCCCGGUAUCCUGAACCAGCUCGGCCCCGACAGCCUGGCCUCCCUCCGCAAGCUCGCCGAGAGCUACCAGAACAUGCAGAAGGCCCAGGGCGCCGAGGGCAAGAAGGACGAUGAGGAGGAUGACAUCCCCGACCUCGUCGAGGGCGAGAACUUCGAGAGCAACGUCGAGUAAAAUUUGAGAUUCUAAUAUAACGAAUAUUACUUCUGUUGUUUAUUUUUGUCACGUGUGUGGGUUGGUGUCUGGCGAAGGCACCUCUCUGAACCUCUAUGCGUGUGUGUCGGUCCCCGUGAAGGGACGAUCUGCAUUCUAUCAGUACUACUACUUACUACCCCCUCUUCAAGAAGCUGGAGUUUCUUUUAGUUUGCGGGAUUUUCGAGAUCUUGUCUUUUACCAUUUCGGAAAAAAAUCUAGGUUGAGGUCCUGAUUUGUUCGGGGUCAAAUUUACCAUUGAAACAGAAUCAAAACUGCGUCUGUGGGAUGUAUUGAGAA
Molecule: messenger RNA, 1185 nt
Organism: Aspergillus fijiensis CBS 313.89
Lineage: Eukaryota; Fungi; Ascomycota; Eurotiomycetes; Eurotiales; Aspergillaceae
Product: nascent polypeptide-associated complex subunit family protein
Exons: 3
Coding region: 403-867 (154 amino acids)
Cellular component (GO): nascent polypeptide-associated complex; cytosol
Source: RefSeq, a predicted model, not a curated record